Messenger RNA from Aspergillus ochraceoroseus IBT 24754, 687 nucleotides. RefSeq lists its product as uncharacterized. The coding region runs from base 78 to 467 and encodes 129 amino acids. NCBI's taxonomy places the organism in Eukaryota, Fungi, Ascomycota, Eurotiomycetes, Eurotiales, Aspergillaceae. The transcript is spliced from 3 exons. The record is from RefSeq and is a predicted model, not a curated record.
UUUAAUUUGUCUCACUUUGGCUCUCUCCCUCCCUCUCUCUCUCUCUCUCUCUGUCCCUGUCUGAGGAUCCUCUCGCCAUGGCUACAGACCCGGACGGUGACUCUCAAAUGGCCUCCUCUCCCGAAUCUAGCCACUCCCCCUCCGAUGUCGAAGACUCGCAGCCCCGUGCCCGCACGCCGACUCAUCCAACACAAAGCACCCUUUCGCAGUUCGCUGGCGUCUCGGAGCUCUCUCCACCAGGCUCACAGACUCAGACCACAGCCGAGAUGGUCGGACUAGGGAAAGGACUCUCUAGUCCUGAUGGGGGGGUAGCAGAGUCAGCCCAACAGCCGGGAGCAUCGUGGAUGAAUAAGCGAGCAGAAGAGGAGUACCAGCGCGCGAUGGAGUAUGUGAUUGAUCAGGAUUUCACUCUCGAUGAGUUUGGAGACCCGUUCGACGAGAGCGAUAUGAAAGAAAAGCUGUUUUAGAACUGGGCUAGCAUAAUACGGUGUUUGGUGUUCUCUCCCUGUGUCUUUUCUUUUAGUAUGAUCUACUGCAAGCUUUUGAAUGACUUGUGAGCUCUUCGAUCCGAGCUAGAUGAUGGGUGCAAUGGCUGGGAUAGCUAGGCACCACAACGACCCAAGCAAAGACAAGAAGCACAUGAAUAGUCAGUCUAUCAUCUCUUGAUCUAGUGGAAAUGAGUAGUGU